UGGUUUUACAUUGCUUUGCUAUCGUUGGUCAAAAUGGCGGCUAAAGUGUGGAAAAAAUCAACGCAGAAAUCUCAAGGUUUGUUUUGAAGACAACAGAGAACAAACUGUGCUGCUAGGCUGAGAAAGACUCAGCUGAUCAACAAUUACAACAAUACAAGUGCAGGGCAUGGUGGGGGAAGUGUUACAGGUGUGUACAGGCUCCAUGUUAACCCAUCAACCCUGUCAAGAUGCCAAGCAAGAAGAAUCACAUGUUGUAUUAGGUGGAGAAACAGUGCUUUACAGUGUCUGGAACACAAUGUGCACAACCUAGAAAGUGUCAUAACUAUUGGCCAACAUUGGUAGAAGGACUUCCAGUCAAGAUGCCACCCACUCCAGAAACUUGUAGCAAAGCCAGAAGCUCCCAGCUGUCUUCACGAAAGAAAGGUGUACAGGAAACCCUCACUGGCCCACAAUCCACCGGGAAGGUCAGGAAGUGCUCCUUACGUCUUAGAAAACUGGCUAGCAGUAAGACAAAGGAACCUGGCACUUUCCCUGAGGUUCUGAAGUGCAGGACAGAACAGGUAACCAAUGUUACCAAUGAUAGAGCUAGUCAGGUAUCUACUCAUGGGACAUUUAAGUUCUCUACAGUGGAUCUAAGACAGAGAACUCUAAGGAACUCAUUACAGUUGGGUUCGUCCAGCUACAAAGGAAAGCCUGACAGAUCCUUGGAGAAACACACCAUUAGAAAUGGUCAAGUAAAAAGCUCCAGUGCAGGAACAAGUCUCGAAGAAAACCUGGCAAAUAGUCACAAAGAACCAAAGAAAGUUCCAAAGCCAUGUACAAAAAGACUCUUGUCUAUGAGGGUUGCCUUAGCUGAUGUUGAGCUGGGCUCUACUGAGGACAAUGGACUUUUCAAGACAGCUGAGAAGAGGAAGACUGAUCCAUCUUCUGCCCCUGUAAAUGCACCUCAGAAGAGAGACACAAAUGUAAAAGGAGCAUUUCCAUACACUGGAGUUGGCAGACCCUCCAAAUAUGACAUACCAACAGUCUCCCCAGCCUCAAGGGUGGAGGAUAGCAGUGUUGCUAAAGACAAAGGUGCCAACCAAACUGACGGAAUGGAGGUCCAAACAUGUAAGAUUGCCAAGCUGCGGGGAAAUGGGUCUGCCAUAGAGUGGAUUCAAGUAGACCUGACAGAGGCUAGUAUAAAUGACUACAUCAAAUCCAAGAAAGCCAAGCUGGCGGAAGAUGAGAAAAUGCAUAAUGGCGGAGCCAGGAAGAAGGAGAAAACAUACUACGUAACAGCAAACAUCAUCGAAAAUUCUGCCAGGCAAGAGUGCAAUAAAAAACCAGUCCUAAAGAACUCUUGUAAAGCAAGUAGUUCUUUGUCAAAGCUCCGUGUUGUUGAUUAUGUUGGGAACAGUAAAAACAGAAACAAACAGAGCGGAAUUACGGUUGUUGAGAAGGAGGCCACACCACAGACAGUUGUCUUAACCCCAAAGAAUAUGUUUUCCUGCAUACAUGCUGGCUGUGCAUUCAGUACAGACUAUGAAUCUCGUCUUAAAAAACACCUCAGAUCUCAUGAUUCUGCAACAGCCAAUGCGAUAGGCUGUCUGCAAGAUAAUUCCAAAGAGCAGGCACCAUACCAAAAGAACAUUGUGUCAGAUGACAUUGAUACUACUGCAGAAUGUAUCAUACUUGAUGAGGUUCAAAGCAAAUCAAGCAAUUGUGAAAACCACAAGGUGUUCCAUGAAAAAGAGCAGGAGCAGACAAGUGUGAGGGAAGCACACAACAGUGAAACCUUCCCAGAAAUCAAAGGGAAACAUCAGAGUGUGGAUGGUGUGGAGGGCCCGCUUGGAAUCCACCAACAAAGGGACAGUAAGAAUGAAAAACACACAGAAACAGUUGUCCCAGUCACAGAGCAAGAUGGGGUAAACACUGAUGUGAAACAGGUGCCAUUGCAAAACAGUGGGGAAGAAAACCACUCAGAAACAGUUCUUCAAGACAUAGAGCAACAUGAGGUAAAAGACAAGGUGAAAGUUGUAACUGUAACCCAUGAACCAGAAGGGAGCGGUGAAGAUACCGGCAUAGAAACAGCUUUUGAAGUCUUACAGCAACAUCAACUGGCAGUGCAGAAGGAGGCCACAUCUAUAGUCAGUCAAGAAGAAGUCACAGUGACAGAAACUCCCUCAGAAGCAGCUGAACAAAGCAGGCAACAACAACAGGUAACACUUGAAGAGGAUGAUACUGCUGUAAUCAACCAACAAGAAACCAGCAGCAAAGAAACUCACUCAGAAGCAAUUAUACUGGUCAACCAACAACAACAUGUAACACUUCAUGACGGUAGCCCUGCUGAAGUUAACCAGCAAGAAACCACUGGGAAAGACACUCACUCACAAGUCAGGCAUCAACAACAACAAGCGAUUCUUGAAGAGGAUAGCACUGCUAUAGUCAACCAACAAGAAACUACUGGGAAAGAAACUCACUCAGAUGAAGUUGAACAUGUCAGGCAACAACACACAACACUUGAAGAGGUUGACAUUGCUGUCAUCAACCAGGAAGAAACUUCUGGGACAGAAACUAAGUCAGAAACAGUUGUCUGGCAACAGCAACAGGUAACACUUGAAAAGGACGACAUGACUGUAAACGACCAGGAAGAAAGUACUGGGAAAGAAACCGACUCAGAAGUAGUUAAACAAGUCAGGCAACAAGAGCAAGUGACACUUGAGGAGGUUGACACUGCUGUCAUCAACCAGCAAGAAACUACUGGGAAAGAGACAUGCUCAGAAGCAACUGUACAAGACAGGCAACAAGAACAGGUACAUGUGACACUUCAAGAAGAUGACAAUGAUGUCAUCAACCAGCAAGAAACUAACAAUGAAGAAGCUCAUUUAGAAGCGGUUGUCCAGGUCAGGCAACAAGAACAGGUAACACUGGAAGAGGAUGACAUGACUGUAAACUACCAGGAAAAAACUACCAGGACAGAAAGUAACUCAGAAGAAGUUGAACAAGCCCAGCGGCAACAACAGGUGACACUUGAAGAGGUUGACACUGCAGUAAUCAUCCAGCAAGAAACCUUGGGUAAUGAGACAGACCCCAAAACAUCUGCCCAACUCACAGAACCAAACCAGGUACCAAGUGAAGACAAAGACAUUCCAGUAUUCCACCAGCUAGAAAUCAUUACAAAAGAAAACCAUUCAGAAAUGGCUGUUGAAGAUAUUCAGGAAACAAAAGAUGUGCCUGUUUCCCAUCAGGAAUUAAAACUUGCAGAUCCUGGUUUUGAAGUGCCAUUAGAACUUGGUGGAAAAAACUUGGUAGAUUCUGCAGUGGGCUGUAUAAAUGAUAGUGAUAAUGACAGUGAAGCAACAGAUGUGUACAGCUUCACAGAAAACAACAGCACACAUGGAACAGACAUUGAUUUGGGCACAAAGAAAACUUCACCUGACCUUGUACAAGAGCACUCUGUGACUGAGGAACAAGUGCAAUCAACUGAUAUUGAUAAGUUUGUUACUAUGACAACAGAUACAAAUAUUACUGUCCCAGACUGUGAAUCUGAUGAAGAAGAGCAGGAGUUACAAACAGCAUCAGUGGAAUCAACAGUUUCAGACAGAAGCCAAGAAAAGAUGACAGAAGGAUCACAGGUGGAGGGUUCAAGUCAAGAAGCUACAGAAUCAGGUCCAGGUGAUGCAAGGGAGGAAAUAUCUCCAAUGUUUGAAGAUAGUACAACUUCUCGAGGAACAUCACCUCUUGCUGUCCCAGAUGCAACUGAAGAUGCGGAAUUGAUACAAGUAUCACCUAUGUCACAUACAGGCUUGCGUGAAGGUGACAAAGAGUCUGUCAAAACCUCACCCUGUACUUGUCCAGAUAUAAGCCAAACCCAAGAAUUCUCUAUUGCAGAAGAAGCACCAGCUCAACAAAGUAUAGAUAUCAUUGGGGAAAACAAAACACCAUCUUUGACAGUUUCAAUGCAAGCUGACAUAGUGUUAGGAGAACCACCAACAGACAGCACAUUGAUAGGGGAAGCAUCAUCUCCCGAAGUCACAGACUCAAGCCAACAUGAGGAGAGAACUCAAAAAGAAUUCUUGCAGACUCUACGGCGAAGAAGGCCAAAUGGAGUUCAAAUCUCAGACAGCGGGAAAAAAUUGACUUGUCCAAUGCCCGAGCAAGUAAACAUUCCCAAAAAGCGUGGACCAGGUAGACCUAGAAAGAUCCAAACACUUUCGUUGCCUGCUAAAGACAAUAUGGAAGAGCAGGCUUGUCCAAUGCUAGAGCAAGUAAACAUGCUCAAAAAGAUGAGUCAAGGUAGACCAAGAAAAAGGAGAAAAGUUCAAAGACUACCAGAAAAAGACAAUACCACAGAAGUGUCUUGCCCAAUGCUGCAGCCACCAGUUAUCCCCCUAAAACGGGGCCCAGGUAGACCAAGGAAGGUAGGCUUGCCAACCAAAGAAAGACCAGUGUUGCCAGCUAAAGAUUAUCCAAUCAGGUCCAGAGUGAUGAAGAGAGGUCGAGGCAGACCGAGGAACUACCCACGUCCUGAAGAACACUCCCACGUCCCUGGUACCAACAAAAACAACAUACCUCACAUCAACAAACAGCUGGAAACCUCGUCAAGAAAGAGAACAUUGCAGGCGGGAGAGGACUUGCAUAAUGAAUACCCACCAGCAAAGAGAAGAAGGAGGAGACUACGCCAGGCGGACAUGAAAAAAGGUCGUCCCAGGGUGGAAGUGAAUCAGACAACUCUUAGUGUACAGCAAAGCAGCGAGGAAAUGAUGAGCUUAGACUCACCAGAUCCAGGCACACUGCCACCUGUCACAGGUGUUAACUCUGAGGAGAAACAGGGACAUGACAGCCUGUGUGAAGAGGGCAAUAAAGAAACACCCAUUCUGGCACAUGGUAAGGGACACAGGUUAGCAAAGAAAGGUAAAGAGCGUCAAAGAGAUGGCACUUGUCACCUGAUCCAAAGAAGAAGGGGCAGGCCCCCAAAGGACAUGGGCAAAGUGGCAUCUACUUCAACUGAAAAAGAAGGGCAGAAGAAGUUUGAUCCAUUGCAGGUUGUGCCCAUGAAGUAUACCUUGUCAGUUAGUCUGACUCACAUCAACCACCAAGAGGGGGGACACUUCAGCACAGCUGACUAUGCUAACAAGAAGAACAAGGCAUGGAAUGAUGUGUCUGAAAAGAAAAGGAAGGCAAGAGAGUUGGUUGCGAGGAGCCUCAGACUUAGGAAUCACAGAAAAACUAGUGAGAAGAAAGAUGCUGACUCGAGAAGUAUUCUGAGACUCCAAAGUCUUAGGCAGAGUGCAGGAAGGCAAGAAGUUACAGCCCCAGUUCAGAAGGACACGCCAAAGAAGAAAGGCAAGUCACCCCUGAAGUGCAGAUAUUCGAUGGCUCUCCUGGCCUGUAGUCAGUGUGAUUUUGCUACCAUUGAAGAGAAAAAGAUGGAGCAACAUCAUGAAAAGACAGGCCACAUGGCUACAAGCUCUGCCUCACUUGGAGAGAUGGAACAGGAACAGGAGAAACCCAAAACAAAUGGGAGGAUGUACAAAUGUAGAAACUGUAGCUAUAAAAACAAGAAGAAAGCAAAGGUGCUACGUCACAAGGCCAGAUGUGACAAAAAUUUUGUCCGUGUAUUGAGACCAGUCAAACAAAGCAGCAAAGAGGAAGACAUCCAGUCAUCUAAUGAUGUGAAGAAAUCCAGUCAGUCAGGGUAUGAUUACAGUAAGAUGUAUGCUUGUAACCUAUGCCCAUUCAAGACCCUCCGUAAGAACUGUCUGACGACCCACAAGGACCACCAUAAUACAAGGUGCAAGCAGAGACAGCGGACAUGUAAGCUGUGCUCCUACGGUUGCAACGACAAAGCUCAAUUUAGGAAACACUUGAAGUGGCAUAAAGAAGACAAAGCAGAUUCAGUAGAACCUGUGGUGAGUGGGGCAGUUGAGCAGACUAAUGUUAUUGAGAAAGAGAAAUCUGCUUCAACAGGAAAUGGAGAAGAUCUUGCCAGCAGCUGUAAUAAUAUGUCAGAUGGUGAUGAUGAAGAUGAUGUUAAAUUGAAAUGUCCAAAUUGUCCCUUUGAAACGCACAUCCCACUCUCUAUUGAACUGCACAUACAACACCACAAAGACAUCUGUCCCCACAACCACCUUCAGUGCCGGUUCUGCACGUUCGUCUGCAGGACGAAAACCCACAUGACCAGACACAUGAAGGUACACAAGGUGGCAACAGAACCACUAAGAGAAGAAAACCAUAUUAUCAACAACUCAGGUGACGUGGAGAAGCAAGCUUUUCAUGCUUACGAUUUUGACCUGAAUCAGGAAAACUGUCCAGAAAAGAUUAGUGUACACACUACAGUGACCAAACAAACUGAAGCAAAGGAGCAGCAUGUCUGUGUGAAGUGCUCUGUGGUCUUCAGAUCCAGGUAUCGGCUUCUCAUACACAAGAUCCAGCAUGAAACAGGAGCCUACCUACGCUGUGAAGAGUGCAAGUUCAGGACGAAAAAGCACAAGAAGUAUCAGUUCUUGGCACAUCUGAAUGCGCACUUCAAUAUGAAGCCGUACAAGUGUAAGUACUGCCCUUACAGGGCACGCUGCUACAGCACUGUCUUCCAUCACAUCCUGAAGUCCCACAACACCAAGAUGCAGCACUCCAGAUACAGGUGUAACAAGUGCUCCUUCUCCUGCAAGGGUCUGGGCUGGCUGAAACGUCACCAGGAGCUGCAUCUCCAAGGGCAGGUUGUCCCCUCAGAGGGGGACAGAGAGGCAAAAUAUGACAUUGAGCUUGAGAACAUCAUUGUCUGUGGCAAGUACAAGCAGGCCAAAACAGAAGGACAGGAUGAGGUCAUACCCACCACAGACAGGGUGAGCUCCACCACUGCGGGAUCACCACAGAAACAUGCUGGGAUCAGCUGUGUGAGGGAGAUUCAGAACACCACUGAUGGUAGUGUUGAGCUGUGGUUCCUGUGCAGAUUCUGUGGCAAGAUGCACAUAGACCAGGAGACCUGGUUUGCCCAUGUCCAGCGCCACAUCAUCAGCAGUGCCUGGCAUCCCAAAAAUGCCUUAUUGUCCAAACCUGCUCCAAGAGAAGAGAUCAACCCAUCAGGAUGUCCUUGUGAUGGUCUGUGCCAAGGUGAGGAGGCUGAGGAGGACAGUCAGCAGCAUGCAGUGAUGGAGAAACAUGGGGACACUGAUCGUCAGUCAGAUGGUGCUCUUGACACAGCAGAAGAGUUCCACUAUGCCAACAUUCAGGGCAAGGUAGAUGUAGCAGCAUCACAGAAAUGUGGCGAUGGAAAGGAGUGGAGUAGGGAAAUCUCCAUAAAGGAAGACCUUGAAGAAACUGCUAAUUGCAGUCCUUCCUCAAAGUGGGACAAAGAAGAAGAAGAUAGCAGCAUGACAGGGGACCGAAUGCUAAGAAAUCGACUCAACUCCACAGACUCAGUUCUGUGCAGACAGAACUCGAACCCAAGUGGUCCCAUGUCUACUGUUGACACAGAUGAUGACUCUGAUCUUCCGCCGUUACUCAAAACCACCAACGAGCUGGAACUGGCCUUUGUGUUCCCCCCAGAGAAACAGGCGGAACUCAUCAGAGAGCAUCUCGUUAAUCAUGAAACAGCAAGUAUCGGGUCAGAGGACAACGCUGUUCCAAGCCUACAGGAAAUCAAACCGGAGGGUCACGAAGAAACCACCUACUUACCACAGUGUGACAACGAGAGUAGUGUCAGCUGCUCAGGAUCGACGGUGGGCAGCAGUGAAGGUCAGCUGUUGUCGACAGGAAACCCGACGUCAGAUGAGAAAGAAGAAGAAGCUGGACCAGAUUUGUCUGCGUGGAUCUCUUCUCUACAGUACAGUCAGACUUCAGAGAUAGAAGGGGCCAUUUGUACAAAGGUGCCGGGUCUCCCACCAGGGAAGACCAUCAGGUGUCAGUUUUGCGGACAGCAGUUUGCCUUUCAACUGAAGUUUCUGCAGCAUGCAAAGCGUCACCUGCUGUGACAAAUCUUUACUCUUGUGCCAGGAAUUUUAUAACAUGGGGCCAUACUGUUACACUAGCAUAUAGGAAGGUCUUUAUUGUCAUACUUUUUAUGGUUUAGUUCCGAAGGAUGACAAUGCAAUGUGUAAAGAUGUUUUGAAUCGAUGAAAACACUCCAAAAAUUAAUGGCAUAAUUGAAACUAUAGUACCCAGUAAAAAACUUUCAAGUAUGUACAGUAUGGGUAUGGAAAUAUAUGUCAUUGACAAGAAUUUAUUAGCACCACCACCAAAACUGAUUGACUUCUGCAUAAACAUGGUUGAAAAAUGAAAGGGAAAAAUUGUUUGACACUCAUGUAUUAAAUCCAACUGCAGAAUUCUUAAGAUUUGUAGCAUAUUGUCAUGGGGGUGGUCAUCAGACUUGGCAGUAUUGCAAGUAAACCUUUGCAUUGAUUACUAAUAUAUCUGUUAAGUAUGCAAGUACGAGAUGUAGCAUCCUGUUUAUGUAAAAAAAUGACCAAUAAUGUUUCCAUGGUACGUUUUCGACAGGAAUUAGACAAGAGUUGGAAACGAUAUUCUAGAAAACUGUUCAUAUUAGCAGGUCUAGUAUUUGGAAAGUUUUUGCAAGGUUCCAUGGCAUUAGGUGGAGGACAACAAUUUUUCUUGGAGUGCCAUGGAAAGAAAAUUUCACAUAAAUAUUUUAUAGUGACAACAAGUUCUCAUAUGUAGGGGCUGUAGCUGUAGGAUUUAGCGUACUAAAGGCCUUUUGUAAAUUUGUUUUGAUAUGAUUUUUGUAUUUUUCCCAACUACGGAGGGAGCAUCCAGAGACAUGGACCAUGUAUAUUUUGUCAUCUUUUUGGCAGAAACUUUAAAUUGAAAGUGAUGUACACAUUUUUAGGUGCACUGAAGAAACAUACAUUCUGUAUAUUUCACUUAAACAAUUGGUGAUGGGUUUUACCUAACAAAGACAUCAUAUUAUGCAAGAAAAGUAUCAUUUCAUCAAGCCAAUAAGUUGUAUCUUAUGACUAUUCCCUUUUGACAUUUUAUCACGACUAGCUGUAGAACUACAAUGAAUGUAUGUGGACCAUCUAAAAUCCUUUCAUCAACAGCCCUUCCAACAAACUUUCACUACAUUUCACUGCUUGCUUCUCUCCUUCCUCUUCUCAAACUCAGGAAAUUUGCCAUCAGGAAUCAUCAUGAAAAGUUUCACUAACAUUCUUGUUCUGAUGUGUGUAGUUUAGCACCACCGUGGUUGAUAGAGGCACUGUCAUUAGGACAUAGCAUUUUUACACAUUACCACAUUUAGUCAGUGGACCUUAGUUGUAAACUGUAUGUACACCUCUAGCUACUUAAUAGAAUCUGUCAAACUUUUGGUGUAAGGUUUAAGACUUGGGGAAAAUUUACAGAUCCAUCCUUCAGAACAAAAUUAUUACCUUACUGUGAUCUUAAGUUACUUGCAUGUUGAUGCUUUUCAUUGUUUAUUAUGUUAUCAGGUUAGGUGUGAGUAAGUUAAAGCAAGUAAUGAUUUUUU
Messenger RNA from Branchiostoma belcheri (Belcher's lancelet), 9460 nucleotides. RefSeq lists its product as uncharacterized. Gene Ontology annotation, molecular function: DNA binding. NCBI's taxonomy places the organism in Eukaryota, Metazoa, Chordata, Leptocardii, Amphioxiformes, Branchiostomatidae. The transcript has 4 exons. The coding region runs from base 360 to 7955 and encodes 2531 amino acids. The record is from RefSeq and is a predicted model, not a curated record. Gene Ontology annotation, cellular component: nucleus. Gene Ontology annotation, biological process: regulation of gene expression.